UGACAAUGAGAAUUUCAAAAUCAAAUCAACAUGGCGGAUGUUUUUUGAAUAUUCGUAUUAUCGUGAUUUUUUUGCAAUUUUUCCAAGCUAUUUUCUCAGUGUUGUGCAAGUGGAAAGCCCGUGGGAGUGAACCUGAGGAUCCAUUGGACAGCCUACGAGUGGAUAAGGUGCAGGAAAAAUUUGCAAAGUGGGCGAAAAGAGCAUUUGAGAAAAUUCUGUGUCCGGACGCACUGUGUAGGAUUCCUGUUGAGCGAUUCCUGCGUGAGCAAGUAAAAUGCCACGGGAGGAUUUGAAGUUGCGUCAGGCGGUGAAGGAGGAUGAUAUGGAGGUGGAUGAUUCCGAUGGGGAACCACCGGCAUUUGGGCCAGCUGCAUUGGGGCUGCAUCGCGUGGGUACAAAAUUGCCCCCAAAACCAGCCCCAACUCAGCCAAUUCAGGUGCUCAAUGCCCGUGGUAUGCCGGCGAGGAUUAGGAAGAAGAAUCGCCUGUUCUACGAUGAUAACAUCAUCAAUGACAAGCCGCCACCGAAGCAAUCCCCGCGUAAACUGGGCAAAAGGACCCCCAUGAAGGUUCUCCAGACGCCAAGUCGCAUCAUCAAGCGUGGCCGCAUGAAGCUAAAGUUCGCCGGGAAGCAGAGUCCAGCAUCGGCAGGGAAGACCUUUGGGAGGAUGCGUGGUCAAAUGGGUCGUCCAUUGGCUACGCCAUCCCCCACGUUGCCGCUGGACAGAAAAAUGGGCCAGCGAGUUGGGCUGCGCCUGAGGAACCUCCUAAAAUUGCCCAAGGCUCACAAAUUCGUCAGCUACGAAUGGUUCUACAGCUCUGUCGAUCGGGUUCUCUUUGAGGAUCCCACGGAUUUUGAGGCGUGCGUGAAGGAGUCUUUCCCGCAGCUCGUGACACGUUCAAUGUCCCGCGUGGAGUGGACUCGUGUCCGGCGCAUGAUGGGCAAGCCAAGGCGUUGCUCUCAGGCCUUCUUCGAUGAGGAACGCCGGGAGCUGGAGCGCAAGAGGCAGAAGCUGCGCCUGCUGCAGACCCGCAAAAUGGGCGAUGUGUCCUUCGUGAAGGAUAUGCCGACCAAUGUGCCACUGCCAUUGGCGGUGGGCACGGGUGUCACGGCGAGGUUACGGACGCCGCAGGAUGGACUCUUCACAGGCACCGUGGCUGCUGUGGAUUUUCACAAUCACACCUACAGGAUCGCCUUUGAGCGGCAAGGACUGGGAACGCACACCGUUCCUGACUACGAGGUCGUCUCUGACUCUGUGCAAGAAACAAUACCUAUCAGCAGUCUAACAAAAAAUUUCCGCCAAAAGGCAAAUUUGCCGAAGAAUUUUGUGGCAUCUCCGUUGAAUUGUCUGACAACUCUGGGGAAGCAUGAUCCCAUGCUGAGUGUCGAUGUGUUCAGUCACCUGAAGAAGCCACAGAAUCUGACGUAUCCCACGGACAAACAGGUUGGUGGGUAUCCGGUGAAGUUGCUGGAGUUGAUGGUGCGCACGAAGAAGUUGCUGGCGUCUAAGCAGACAAAGUUGCAGCGUCUGCAGAGUUUGAAUUCCGAAGUGGCCAUUCACAAGAGCUACGACGAGCCCAUCACGGAAGAGACCCAGAAGAUCUAUGCUAAUCUCGUGGUGUCCCUGGAGAAGAUUAAUCGCAAUAUUCAUGGCAAUUUGAAUCAGAUUCAAACUUAUACGCCACAGAUUUCCAAACAGCCGCAGAUUCUGUCGAUGCUGACGCCCAGCUACUUGAGGGAGAAGUGCCGUGAGAUGGGCAGUCAGACGGUGCAGAAUAAUAAUCAUGGAGUAGUGAAGGAUCCCGAAGUUGUGCGUCUCAUCUCGGAUAUGGCCACGAUAAUGUGGGUGGCAUCGAGUUUAUCCAAUACCGAACAGUACACAAAUGUCCUGCGAGUCCUGGAGGGAUGCCUGGAGGAGACUAAGAGUAGGCUGAGCCCAGAGAAUGUGGAUGUCUUCCACAAAUGUGUCAUGGUGCAUAUUCAUCAGAUUAAAAUGGGUUUGGGAAAUUUGGCGGCUCCAACUACUUCGGCAUCUUCAGCGUCAGCUUCAGUACCUUCUUCAGAAAAGCCUAGCAGGAUUAUCAAAAUGGAACCACAGGAAGGGACAUCGUCAAAAGGAUCGACCACGGAGACGGUCAAGGUUAUUAUUGAGACGAAAUGAGAAGGGAACUACCUUCUCAAAAGUAGAAAUUUAAGUUUUUUUGCCUAAAUUAAGGGAUUUAAUUUCUAAUUUGAAUUUGGAAAUAAGGAAAAUUCAAUUUUUUUUCUUUAAUUUUUCUUCAAGUUUUUUUUCUUGCAUAAAAAAUUAGAAACGUAGUUCAAAUACUUUCAAGGAUUAAUUUUUAACAGAAGAGAUGUAAGUUUAAUUGAAAAAUAAUUCAUUUUCAAUAUUGAGAAAUUUCAUUGAAUUGUAACAAAGGUAAUUAUAUUCGCUGGAGUUUAUAACAUAAAAAAUAUAUGGAUAAGAAA
Phlebotomus papatasi is the source of this 2469-nucleotide messenger RNA. RefSeq names its product protein lin-9 homolog (gene mip130). Gene Ontology annotation, cellular component: nucleoplasm; transcription repressor complex. Bases 275 to 2161 code for a protein of 628 amino acids. Gene Ontology annotation, molecular function: DNA binding. Gene Ontology annotation, biological process: DNA-templated transcription; regulation of cell cycle; regulation of transcription by RNA polymerase II. NCBI's taxonomy places the organism in Eukaryota, Metazoa, Arthropoda, Insecta, Diptera, Psychodidae. The record is from RefSeq and is a predicted model, not a curated record. The transcript has 3 exons.